Daucus carota subsp. sativus is the source of this 2064-nucleotide messenger RNA. RefSeq lists its product as uncharacterized. The coding region runs from base 161 to 964 and encodes 267 amino acids. The record is from RefSeq and is a predicted model, not a curated record. The transcript is spliced from 5 exons. NCBI's taxonomy places the organism in Eukaryota, Viridiplantae, Streptophyta, Magnoliopsida, Apiales, Apiaceae.
CACACUCUCAUCACGUUUAUACAUCUUUUUCUACUCAACAUUUAUUUUAAUAUAUUUUUCAAAAUUUAAUUUUAUAAUUAUUUUUCAUUUUUUCCUAAAUGAAAAUUUAUAAUUGUCCUGUGAAAUUAGGGUUUCCUAUACGUCUUAUUUGAAGGCCAAAAUGAAGAAGAGGUGUGCAAAGAAGGGGUGGAUUCGCAUAAAGAAUGAUUGUCGUGGGUUGUAUAUUCGAUCAGACAACCUCGGACCAGGCGCCAUGAGGAAGGGAAGGCGAGUACACUUUGUCGCUGGUGUACCUAUGAAGAAAAUCUACGAUGCGUCGAAAAACAAGAAAUUGUAUCCCAUAUAUAUGGAUGAAUAUGUUUGUCUUACGGAGCUGGCUAUUCACCUCUAUAAUAUCAAGGAGCAUACACAAUUCAGCCAAGUCAAGCUGCUUAAGAUAGUGACAGAGCAAGGUGGGUAUUGGGUAAAUCAUAUCACAUUUGAAGCCCUGUCACCUCUCGGGGAUGCUACAGUUUUUAAAACAACAAUAACGGAGAUUUUUCGCCAAUAUCGGAAGAUAGAGAUUAAGCCUGUUAAGCUCAAAUGCUCUCAGUCUCAUGACAAUGGUGAAAAGUCUAAACAAGAUCCGCCCCUUGAUAUUGCUCAACAGCCCGUCAUCAAAACUUUCCCUGCUAAAGCUUUGGUAGAUCUGGCCCCUUUUCUCUCCCAGUAUGCUCUUAUCAUGUAUAACAUAGACGAGGUAAAAAUAAAAAGAGAGGCAGUUCAUGACAUUUCCUCACUGAAAGUUGUCAAGGCAAUUAAACUUGAUUCAGAGGAGGGUACUCUUUACCACGUUACUUUCACAGCCUCCUUGCGUGAUGAGAGCAAGAACAUUGAGACCUUCGAGACACAAAUAUGUGUGCCUACCCUCUUCCCAAAUAUGACCAUGGAAGUAAGGGAAAUUAAGAUGAUCAAGCAUGACUGAUGCAGGUUAUUCUAUCCUGCAUUCCCUAAUUUAUUAUGCUGUUUUGAUUUCAAGUGCUCCUCAGUUUAUCCCUCCCCCUUUCUUCCUUCUUUUCUCGACUUUGAAAUUUUCUUUUUUGUAUAGUGAAUACUGCUGCAUCCUGCUCAUAUUUUUAACUGGAUAUAAAUUAGACUCUUUACUGUUGACAUGACGACAUGCGUGCUUCCCUCAAUCUCCAGGUUUUCGUCCAACUAGCAAGUUUAUAGCGGCAUUGAGUUGAGUUGAGUUGAGUUGUGAUGCUACCAGCAUCAGGGACGGAGCCACACUGGGGGCAGUGGGGGUACUUGCCCCCAGUAGCUCGUGAAUGGUUUACUAGUUCUAUUAUGUAAAAUUAAUGAAGUAUGGCUUUGCCCCCUUGGUUUAGAUGUGUGUCUUUUCUGGAUGUGGUUCAAGUUCGACUCCUCCCAGUUUCAUUUGAUUUUUUCUUGCCCAUUCUUUACUACAUUUGUUUUCUUUUUUGCCCAGUCUUGUGUCUCAGCCUCUUCAGUCCUAAUAUUUGCUUGUAUCAGACUCUCACAGCCCAUAAGGCUGGGCUAAUAUCACUACUUCUCUCCAUAUUUUGUGAAUUUCUUAUCAUAAAUUCGUAUAUUUAACUCAUUAAUCAACUCAAACCAUUUUUGGUUAAAAGAAAAUUAGCGAUUUUUUUUUUGGUGUGUUUUUUGCCCCCACAUAACCAAAUUCCUAGAUCCGUCCCUGACCAGCAUGUUCGUUUUUAUAUGACUAUUGAAUCAAACAAUACAAAUGUGUUGCUGAGUCUCAUUUUGCAAACUGGGGGUUGUAUUAUCUGUAGUUUGUGUUUGCAAAGCAAGCAACUCUGAUGCAAGCCAACAAAGUGGCAAUUUUUUCUUGUUUGGCAGGUGGUCAGAGUAUUUCUGCAGUCUAAACUGUGAAAACCGAACAUGCAUUUUGUUAAUUUACUGACUACAUUUAUACGUACAAGCAAUUGAUGCAACUAUCUGUAGUAAGAUUCUGCAUGUAUUUCUGAUUUCCGAUUAAUUCUUCUAGUAUCAAACAAAGAAUUUAUACAUAUCUGUAGUAGGAUGUUGGUUUCUUCUUCUUCU